Molecule: messenger RNA, 1370 nt
Organism: Lutzomyia longipalpis
Lineage: Eukaryota; Metazoa; Arthropoda; Insecta; Diptera; Psychodidae
Product: transmembrane protein 19
Exons: 4
Coding region: 205-1215 (336 amino acids)
Cellular component (GO): membrane
Source: RefSeq, a predicted model, not a curated record
AUGUGGAAGAUGUUACUUUGCUUUCUCGGCUGUUUUUGUUUGUGGAAUUUGAACUUUCUCCGAAGUUUCUCCAAAUUUUUAGUGGUGUUUUUGCAUAAACAGUGGAAUUGUUUUACAUCACAACAUAAUCCUAAUGUUGCCUUAGUGCUACCCACAGUAAAACAUAAAAGCGCGCCGUGGGAAGAAAAUUGAAAAAGUCCUGAAAUGGAAGAAAGAAAGCAAUCCCGCUUCUACACGUACCUGCCAAUCUUUCUGUGCAGCCUCGCAAUCCCAUUGUCCAUGUUCAUGUGGCUGGGUCAUUUGGCAUUCACAAAGUUCACGACUCAUCCGGAAGAUGAUAAUUUGGAAAUUCCUCCCACAAGGUGGCUCAUGUCAAUCCUCAUCCCCACCUUGUUUGCCGUCUACGGCUACCGGCGAAAGGGUGUGAACCUAUCCGGAGCAAUUUUUGGCUUCAUCCUUGCUGUUGUGCUCACCGUGGCUAAUUAUGCCUUCCUCUCGUGCCUCAUGGUCUUCUUCAUCACUGGAUCACGAGCUACGAAAUUCCGUUCAGCGCAGAAGGCGAAGAUUGAGGAGGAUUUUCGCGGUGGUGAAGGGAAGCGUAACUGGAUUCAGGUGCUCUGUAAUGCUGGUAUGGGCCUCCAGUUGUCCUUCCUCUAUCUCAUUGAUUGUGGCCCCGGAGAGAGACCAAUUGACUUCGGGCCACUUUACCGCUCUAGCUGGUUGGGUAUUGCCCUCCUGAGCUCCUUUGCAUGCAGCAACGGGGACACAUGGGCCAGUGAAUUGGGCAGUGUACUCAACAAAGCAGAUCCCUUCCUCAUAACCACGCGGAAACGCGUUCCACGCGGUACAAAUGGCGGUGUUACCCCCAUAGGGCUCCUCGUGAGCUUCCUCGGUGGUCUCGCCAUUGGAAUUGGCUACUACCUCACCAUUAUAUACUCCGUCGAUCGAGCUAUCCUCCUCCGUAGUCCACCGCAGUGGCCUCUAAUUAUCUUCGGUGGUAUUGCUGGGCUCUUUGGCUCCGUCAUAGAUUCCCUCAUUGGGGCAACACUUCAGUUCUCAGGGCAGGAUGAGAAGGGACACAUUGUGGAGCAUCCGGGGAAGAAUGUGCGACACAUCAGUGGAAUUCGCAUCUUGGAUAAUCACAGUGUGAAUCUCAUCUCAAGCAUUGUCACCGGUCUCAUCAUGCCAACCUUUGCCAUUCAUUUCUGGCCCUAAACUUCCUCCGGGGGAAUGCUGAUGAGUCUUGCAUAAAUUUUUACAAUUACAUGUAGUGAAAUCUUGAAUUAAAAAAAUGUACUUUAUGUAAAAAAAAAUCUCUUUAUAAAAAUGUGUAUUUGUGUACGGAAUUAAAGUAUUUAUAUGGCAUUUAA